GGCGGUUCUUGCACAUUUGAAUUAGCUUCCCCAGCACCAGCCUGUAACCCCGCUAAACCAGUGAACGAACAUUCAACCAUUGGCGUUGUCGAGUCACGGGAUGCGAUCGACGCUCCCGGAAUCACAUCACAAACACUUGAGAACAUUUGAAUGAUGCGACUAACCUCGAAUUCCUGAUUGUCUGACAUCAAUUAUCAAUUCCGGAGUGGAAAGAUGCGUGUCGGGAAUUCUCUCCCUCAACGUACAGCGCUUCACCCAACAAGAGGAGCUGAUAACAUACGCGAGACUAUCUGUUUGCCCAGCUCCGACGAUGAAGUGAUCUAUCUGGGCACGGUUACAAGGCAGGCACAACCAGAGACAGCUGCCCAUUUCACCACACCAGAGAUCCCAAGCAUGAGAGCAGACACAUCUGCUCGCCGGGCCCCCCGUUCCUACGAUGUCCGAAGACACCGAAACGCGCCCCGUUACCCCACGGCUGACUGGCCAAUACGCCGUGCUCCUUCUCGAGCGAACCCUAUACCGACAACUCGCCGCUUAGGCAGACCCCAUCGUCGCAGAGACAGGUCGACUCGAAGAGAGACGGCGAUUCCCUCACAUAUUAUAGACAAAUUGGUCAAGCUAGGCUGGCGACGAAACUGUACUAGACAGGAGCCACGACCUGUAGUGUAUGGUUCCUUUAGCGGAUCGGGCCGUUUCUAUCGCCAAGUACGCUAUUCACGGGACUGUACGGAACGCGCAGGGUUCGCGCCGGUUUCCCACGACGACGUGGAGUACGACUCUCGAUUUCAGGGAAUGAACAGUCAGCAAGUUCGAGCCGCAGUGUACAGUUACUUAGAGAGACGAUAUGGCCCUUCACUGGAUGCUGGAGAAAUAUAAGUUCGAAUGUUCGGUAAGACACAGACCAUGCUGGAGGACUCCAAACAAUUACGGGUUCAUAGGCACAAGCGUAGGAAAACGUGACGGCAGGCUGCCAUAUGGAGGAGGUGGCUGCGGCUGUUAAAGCCGGGUGAUUGGUACCAUCGAGCAUAACAUCGCUGAUGCCGCUUUGGCUAGGUCAGGAUGACGCCCCAGGCAAGUUCCUUCUCAUAGAGCCCCACCAUU
Molecule: messenger RNA, 1101 nt
Organism: Ilyonectria robusta
Lineage: Eukaryota; Fungi; Ascomycota; Sordariomycetes; Hypocreales; Nectriaceae
Exons: 1
Coding region: 214-876 (220 amino acids)
Source: RefSeq, a predicted model, not a curated record